AUGUCUCGCGCCUCUAAGGUUACACUUGCGUCCACACUUGCAGGCGCAAUCGGUAUUGUUGUAUUCGUCCACUUUUCGCAACGCGCUGAAAAAGCUCAAAUGCACGCUGGUGUGAUUCGAGACUAUGAACAGCAACGAGUGAAGCGCGAACGCCAAGCCGACUUCGAAAUGCAACAAGCACUGGAGAAGGAAUACCGAAAAGUGCAAACAGUUUCGGAUGGUGGCGGACCUGAAGCGCAGCAAGGCAAUGGCAGCAGAAGUCGAUAACCAUGCGUCCAGGACCAAACACCCACCGCACCGCCCCGGAAAAUCCCCAGCUGAGACGGGAAAGCACCCUUUCGCACGGGAGCAUUUGAAACUUACGAGCACGGGUCAAAGGGUAGCGCCUUGUCUGCGACAAAAGGGGGGGUGUAGCAUUGGAAUUCGCCGUGCACAC
Periconia digitata is the source of this 436-nucleotide messenger RNA. NCBI's taxonomy places the organism in Eukaryota, Fungi, Ascomycota, Dothideomycetes, Pleosporales, Periconiaceae. The record is from the annotation of a GenBank genome assembly.